AUGCAGCCUCUCAAUCGCAUGUACAGCAAGAGGAUCCACGUGUCCAGUCACAGUCAGAAGCAAUGGAUGUAUAUCAAGCUUCCAGGAGUAGAACUGUCCUCCUUCUCCACCUUCAUCAGAGGGCUCACGGUCGUUCAACUGUUACUGCUGCUCUACUUUCUUUUGUGGUCAUACCUCCGAGGGAGAUGCUUCCGUGACCUCGAGGGAGCUUCGAAGGGAGCAGUCAUCCCCUUGUUCUACCUCAGCGUCGGGGUUUUCUGCUUUCACAGUGUCUGGUGGACGCUCCUGAUCUUUUACAAGUCGCUCUUUGGGAUGUGGCGGCAAAGCGUGAAAGAGGAGAAUAGGACUGCGCUAGCUCUCUGCACCUCUGAUUUGUGUGAUGCACAGAAGACGAGGAUCCGUGCGAUGAACAGGUUUGUUGACGCUGCAAUCCUUCUAUGGCUGCUGUUGAUUUGCGCGAUGACCAUCAAAUUCUUUGUCAUCGACAACAGCCAGUGCAUUUUUGCGGGCGAUCCCACGGCAGCAGGGUAUGCCUAUGGUGCAAACAGCUGUUUCAGCUGUGAUUUGCAGCUUUACAUCUCAGCAUAUGCUGUUUGGUUGGGAGUAUCACUUGGCAUCAUCCUGAAGACUGUCGUACUGAGCUCCAGCAGCGACUUCACUUUGAAAUCCAAGGAACUAGAGAAUUUGACCAUCAAGGAAUGGAGGUUUCCUGUCAUCGGAGCAUGGGUUCAGCGAACAGAGUUUCGCCAGUCUAUCGCUGUGGUGAUUGCUGGGUUGGGCUUCAUCCCAUUCCUCGUGAUCAGCUUGGGAGCGUACGGAGCAGUGAACCCCAAGAGGCGCUACCUCUUCGCUCCCUUCAUGUACACAGUGACGCUUGUGACGGCAUUGAUCGAUUUUGGGGUCCUCAACUUGAUAUUUUAUCCUUUGAAAAAGAUACUGAAGAGAAGGAAGAAGGACAAGCCUGCAAAGUUGCCGAAGAAGUGGAGCUUGUCCCGCAAGAUCUUUAUGCUGAGUUCGCGCCCGAAGCGGAAAGUUCUACAAGCCUUUUAUCUCUUCAUGAACAUCCCUUGGUUCGGAGGGUGUGCUCUAUCUCACUUGGGUGCGCUGGGACAAAUUUAUGUAUUUGCCAGCAUCUUGUUCUUCAUCUGCUUUCUUCUGACAUGUACGAUCUUCAUUGUGGAUGACAAGUCAUACAGCGUGAAGGAUCUCCUGGAUAGGCCAAAACGCAACAAUUACGGCUUGAUUAUGCUGCGAUCUGCAUUUGUGAAAGAGCUGGAGCGGAUCUUGGAGGAGAGUCGUGAAUCAAACUUCACGCAUGUUGUUCUCCAGGGCGAGGAGGACGCAGCAGGUGUCACGAAGGACGACUCGCAAGAGUCUGGCAAGGACGAGGGAAAGCAGAAAGAGUCGGAUGCUGGUGACAUCCAGUGUUCCAUGGAUGUCCCCAUGUACCUAGCCAGCCAAGAUCGAGUUGAACUGGCCGUGGUGCUGAGCUACCGCUGGUCCGACCGCAAACUCUAUAUGAAGAAGCAGAAUGAUCCUUCGAGUGUUCCCCGAUGCUUCAGGAUUCGCCACAGCAACAGCGACGGCUUCGACUGGGUGGUGACGAUGAUCGAACCGCAGUUGAUCGCCCUGAUCAAGGCUCUGUCAAAGCAGACAGAGGACUAUGUCUGGAUGGAUCAGUUCUGUAUCCCUCAAGUGAACAGCAGUGAAGCGAAAGACCUUGAAUACGAGGAGAAGAAACGAGAAAUGAGGAACAUUCUUAUUCCUCGAAUGGUGGCGCUCUACUCUUCAGCUGGGGUUGUGCUGGCCUUUGACAACUCUGGGGACACGAGGCUGGAGAAGGAAGAUUGGUACGAGAACAGGAUGUGGUGCCUGCAGGAGUACACCUUCCCCCAAGAGUUCGAGAUCAUCCCCAUCAGCAACGAGGGGAACAGGGAUCACCACGAACUGCUGGAGAGGAGGAGCACAGUCAACCAGAUGUGGUUUGACGAGGAGCGGAUGACGCAGCUGAACCAGGUCGCCAGCCUCGAGGAAGGGAUGGCGACGAGAGGGCAGCGUAUGAUCCUUGACUGGGUGGUGAAGAGGAAGGACAACAUUGAGAUCUUGAUCAAGAAUAGGGUGUACGACGUCGGAAGCAGGAAGUACCUGGAGCUCGUCUACGAGCACGGGGCGUCGAACCGCAACGACACGCUCCCUGCGCUGGCGCAGGCAUGGUUCGGGAUCAUCAUGACGAAGCCAGAGAGCAAGCAGAUGCUGAUACAAUCUCUUGUCUCGCACUUGUUCGAGACUGGUGACAAAGAGCUUGACGUCAUCAGAAAUUUCAACGAGCGGACCAAGUUCCGCCUUGCGACCGGCACCAUGAUCGCCGACCGCAUGCUGAGCGGGCAGCCUGCAGGGCUCGAGAGCGGCGAGGAGACCAAAGUGCAGAUGCUCUGCCAUGGCGUGGAGGAGGAAGAGAUCGGCUCAGAGGAUCUGUCCGAGACUCUCUACUCGUGCAAGGGCCAACUGAUCCAUCCCCCGAGAUUCAAGCAGUGGGUGACCCACCUCUUCUUCACGAGAGCCGAAGCUGUAGAAGGGUCUCGCCCCCCUGCGUGUCGCCUGUACAAGAUGACGGUCUUCAACGAGUCCACCGCGAAGCUCGAGUUUCCGCUCGGUGUAAAGCUCGUCAUGCUGUAG
Messenger RNA from Guillardia theta CCMP2712, 2676 nucleotides. RefSeq lists its product as hypothetical. NCBI's taxonomy places the organism in Eukaryota, Cryptophyceae, Pyrenomonadales, Geminigeraceae. The record is from RefSeq and is a predicted model, not a curated record. The transcript is spliced from 3 exons. Bases 1 to 2676 code for a protein of 891 amino acids.